CGAACGAAUUGCUCCCAGCAAGAACACACACACCACGGCUGUUCCGAGCAUUGCACCGAAACCCAACCCCACCCCACCGUACCCCUACACCUUCCACUCCACUCACCAAUUCAAUUACCAAUUCCAACCAUGGCCGACGAUAUGGACUUUUUCCAGGGAGAGGCUCCCGCCGUCGAAACCGCUUCCCCCGGAGAGGACGGGGGCUUCACCCUCCUGGGAGAACCCGAAUCCAUGGGACCGGCCCCCGGCGACAUGGCCGCCUUUGUCGGGGACGUCCAGGAGUCCUCCCCGGCGGACAUGGGCUUUGCGGCUUCCCCCGAGGAGAUGGGCUUUGCGGCCGCCCCCGUGGACGUGGACGAGAGCGCUAGCGCCCCCAUCCUCCUGGGAGCCCCCCCGCCGGCCAUCGAGGAGAACACCGUGAUUCUCGGGGAGGCCCCUCUCCCUCCUUCCGAAGMACCCGCGGUGGUGGAAGCCGAAGAAGAAGCCCCCAGCGCCAUGAAGAAGUUCCACGAGGAGUGGCAGGCCACGCUGGAGGCCCGCCGGGCGGAGGAGGACGCUUCCAAGGCCGCCAUGGAGGCUUCCGCCCGGGAGGCCCUGGAGGCCUUCCAGGCCCGGGCCCAGGCCAAGCGGGAGGCCAAGAUGGCCAAGAACCGGGAGGACGAGCAGGCCAAGCUCGAGGCCAUCGAGGCCGACCUGGAGAACGACAACAGCUGGCAGCGCGUYAGCAAGAUGGUCGACCUCACCCAGGACGGGGCCGACAACGCCGAGAGCACCAAGCGGAUGCGGGACAUCUUCAUCAUGCUCAAGAACGAGCCGGGGCUGGCCGCCAAGGUGGGGGCGUAGAAACGCCAAAGGCGCGGGUUCGUGCCCGGGCAGGCCYCGCAUUCCAAGACAACUACAGUAAUCUACCAUAAAGUACUUCUACUCUACUACCGUAACCGUACCUACCUACCUACCGAUCUACACCAUACAGUAACAAAGAAAGAAACCAAUUGUCUACCGGAUCUUUUUUUUAAAAUAGUUUUGGGCUUGCAAGCAAGCGAUUCUGCUAGGGCGCAAGCCUUGUGUAGAGAGAAAUGUGUGCAGAGAGAGAGAGAGAGCCGCUCACCCUUUGCAAGAAACAAACAAACACACACACACACA
Pseudo-nitzschia multistriata is the source of this 1143-nucleotide messenger RNA. The record is from the annotation of a GenBank genome assembly. NCBI's taxonomy places the organism in Eukaryota, Bacillariophyta, Bacillariophyceae, Bacillariales, Bacillariaceae.